Messenger RNA from Rotaria sordida, 804 nucleotides. NCBI's taxonomy places the organism in Eukaryota, Metazoa, Rotifera, Eurotatoria, Philodinida, Philodinidae. The record is from the annotation of a GenBank genome assembly.
AUGUCCAUCGUAGCCGAACGUUCUCAUGAUACCAAAGAAAUUUACGAUUCAAUCGCCGAACAAUAUGUAGAAUUCAAAAAAGCUCCAUAUCGUACAGCUGUCGAACAAUAUACGUUCUUCGAUUUGAUGUUGUUGAAGAACGAACGUGAACGUGGCAAAAACGCACGUAUUCUAGAUUUAGCUUGUGGUGAUGGACAUUACACGCGCAAAUUACGAGAUUUGUUUCCGGAUGCAUCGUAUCUAUGCGGAUUAGAUAUCAGUUCAUCCAUGAUCGAUAUUGCUAAACAACGUGAAAUUGAGCAUCCAAAAAAUAUCGAUUAUAUUUGUGCCGAUGGUAAAGAUUUGCCUCCUAGCGAAACACCCUAUGAUAUAAUCACUGCUAUCUAUUAUUUGAAUUACGCUCAAACACAUGAAGAUCUUCGUGCGAUGAUCAAAGGUGUUUAUGAUCAACUUAAGCCAGGUGGAUCAUUUUAUUCAAUGAAUGAAAAUGUUCGUAGUCCCAUGGAUGGAUUUAAUAAUCCAAUGCACAAGAAGUACACGUUCUAUCGAGAAUAUUCAGGUGAUAGUUUGCGUGCAGGUCAACCUAUCAAAUAUACAUAUUAUUGGGAUGUUAACACGCCUUCGAAAUGUGUUUUUUUCAAUUAUUAUAUGCCUCCUUCGACUUAUGAAGAUUUAUUUAAAGAAUGUGGCUUUUCAUCGUUCGAAUGGGUUCCAGUCCAAUGCAAUCCAAAAAUCGAUAAUGUCUCGUUCUUCGACGAUCUUGUUCGUUUACCUCAUGUCAUCGGAAUUAUUGCCAAGAAAUGA